This is a messenger RNA of Aspergillus mulundensis, 2511 nucleotides long. Its product is annotated as urease Ure. Gene Ontology annotation, molecular function: urease activity; nickel cation binding. Bases 1 to 2511 code for a protein of 836 amino acids. NCBI's taxonomy places the organism in Eukaryota, Fungi, Ascomycota, Eurotiomycetes, Eurotiales, Aspergillaceae. Gene Ontology annotation, cellular component: urease complex. The record is from RefSeq and is a predicted model, not a curated record. The transcript has 6 exons. Gene Ontology annotation, biological process: urea catabolic process.
AUGCACCUCAUUCCGAAGGAGCUUGAUAAGCUCGCCAUCUCACAGUUGGGCUUCUUGGCCCAGCGGCGUCUUGCACGAGGUGUGCGACUCAACCAUGCCGAAGCUGCGGCACUGAUCUCGUCAAAUCUGCACGAGCUGAUCCGCGAUGGACAAUACUCAGUGGCGGACCUCAUGUCCAUCGGCAAGACCAUGCUUGGCCGCCGGCAUGUCCUCCCAUCAGUCCCUUCGACCCUGGUUGAACUCCAGGUCGAAGGCACCUUUACAAUGGGCAGCUACCUAGUCACAGUCCAUAACCCCAUUGCUUCAGACGAUGGAGACCUUGAAAAGGCUCUCUACGGGAGUUUCCUCCCUAUACCACCGGCAGAUACGUUCCCAGAUCCCGUUCCGGAGGAUUAUCUACCUGAGAAGGUGCCCGGGGCUGUUAUUCCUGUGAAGAAUGAGCGCAUCACACUGAGCGAGGGAAGAAAACGGAUUAAGCUCAAGGUAAUGAGCAAGGGUGAUCGGCCGAUCCAGGUUGGCUCGCAUUACCAUUUCAUCGAGACGAACCCUCAGCUGCAUUUUGAUCGUAUUCGCGCCUAUGGAUACCGGCUUGAUAUCCCCGCAGGAACGUCUGUUCGGUUUGAGCCUGGUGAUACCAAGACUGUUACCCUGGUUGAGAUUGGAGGCAACAAAGUUAUCAAGGGAGGUAACUUUCUUGCCUCGGGUGUGGUUGAUCUUAACCGGGCGGAUGAGAUUAUAGAGCGUCUGCAGACUGCUGGAUUUGCACACGUUCCUGAGCCAGCUGCGGAUAAUGCACUUGUUGCUCCUUUCACGAUAGAUCGGGAGGCGUAUGCUCGGUUGUUUGGUCCUACCACUGGGGAUCUGAUCCGUUUGGGAUUGACAAAUCUCUGGGUUAAGGUUGAGAAGGACUAUACAUACUACGGCGACGAGUGUUCCUUUGGUGGCGGCAAGAGUAUUCGAGAGGGCAUGGGUCAGGCAUCAGGAAAGUCUCACAAAGAGUGUCUGGACACUGUGGUUACGAAUGCCAUCAUUAUCGACUGGAGCGGUAUAUACAAGGCCGACAUCGGUAUCAAGGAUGGCAUCAUUGUCGGCAUCGGCAAGUCGGGAAACCCAGACGUUAUGGAUGGCGUCCACCCGGACAUGGUGAUUGGCUCCUCGACGGAUGUCAUCGCAGGAGAAAACAAGAUCGUUACUGCAGGAGGCUUCGAUACGCACAUCCACUUCAUCUGCCCUCAACAAGCACAAGAGGCACUCGCCUCCGGGAUUACCACGUUCCUGGGAGGAGGAACCGGACCGUCGACCGGCACCAACGCAACAACAUGCACUCCUGGGCCAACACACAUGCGCCAGAUGAUCCAAGCAUGCGACCAAAUCCCCAUCAAUGUCGGCAUCACAGGAAAGGGCAACGACAGCGGCGGCAUCAGCAUCGAAGAACAGAUUAUCGCAGGUGCAGCCGGCCUCAAGCUCCACGAGGACUGGGGUUCUACUCCCGCCGCCAUCGAUACCUGCCUUGAUAUUUGUGAGAAGUACGAUGUGCAAUGCAUGAUCCAUACCGACACACUCAAUGAAUCCGGCUUCGUCGAGCAAACCAUCGAAGCGUUCAAGAACCGUACCAUCCACACCUACCACACCGAAGGUGCCGGCGGCGGUCACGCCCCCGAUAUCAUCUCCGUCGUCGAACACCCCAAUGUCCUACCGUCCAGCACAAACCCCACCCGCCCCUUCACAAUGAACACCCUCGACGAGCAUCUCGAUAUGCUCAUGGUCUGCCACCAUCUAUCAAAGAACAUCCCUGAAGACGUGGCAUUCGCAGAGAGUCGAAUUCGCGCUGAGACCAUCGCCGCCGAAGACGUCCUUCAUGAUCUCGGCGCCAUCAGCAUGAUGUCCUCCGAUUCGCAAGCUAUGGGCCGCUGCGGCGAAGUCAUCCUGCGCACAUGGAACACAGCACACAAGAACAAGGAGCAGCGCGGUUACUUACCCGAAGACGAGGGCACAGGUGUGGAUAACUUCCGCGUCAAGCGCUAUAUCAGCAAGUAUACCAUCAACCCGGCCAUUGCGCAGGGCAUGUCCCAUCUUAUUGGGAGUGUCGAAGUCGGCAAGCUCGCAGACCUGGUCAUCUGGUCACCUAGCUACUUCGGCACCAAGCCAAGUCAGAUACUGAAGAGUGGGAUGAUUGUUGCUUCGAUGAUGGGUGAUCCCAACGGCUCCAUCCCAACAAUCCAACCCGUCAUCAUGCGCCCGCAGUUCGGCGCCUACCUCCCCAGCACAUCCGUAAUGUUCGUCUCGCAAGCGUCGCUUGACACGAACACGGUGCAGUCCUACGGCCUCAAGAAGCGCGUUGAAGCCAUCAAGAACUGCCGCAAUAUCGGCAAGGCUGAUAUGAAGUUCAAUGAUACGAUGCCAAAGAUGAGGGUUGACCCGGAGAGUUAUCGCGUUGAGGCGGAUGGAAAGCUUUGUGAUGCGGAGCCUGCGGAGGUUUUGCCGCUGACGCAGGAUUAUUAUGUUUAUUAG